Aspergillus tanneri is the source of this 2016-nucleotide messenger RNA. RefSeq names its product DEAD/DEAH box helicase (gene DED1). Lineage: Eukaryota; Fungi; Ascomycota; Eurotiomycetes; Eurotiales; Aspergillaceae. Bases 1 to 2016 code for a protein of 671 amino acids. The record is from RefSeq and is a predicted model, not a curated record. Gene Ontology annotation, molecular function: RNA binding; ATP binding; RNA helicase activity. Gene Ontology annotation, cellular component: nucleus. The transcript is spliced from 2 exons.
AUGGCCGACGGUUUGAAAAUGGGAAACCUCACCCUCAACGAGUCUCAGCAUGCCCCUGCUGUCCCUCCUACUGGCCGCGCUGCCUACAUCCCUCCCCAUCUCCGCCAACGCCAAACGGGCGCGAACAUGGACGGCGCUGCGGCCGCCCCUCCUCCAGCCCCAGGAUCCUGGAGCGCCAGAGGCCCUCGUGGCGGCAACUGGGCCAACACCAACGCCCCUGAUUUCAGCCCCCGCGGUCCCAAUGGUAACACUAGCUGGAGCUCCCAUGAAGGUCAACGCCGGUCCUUUAACCCAAAUGCUUACGGACACCCAGGUCAUGGAGGCUCUUACGGCGGCAGCAACAGCACCGGCAGCGGCGGUGCUGCUGCCAGAGGCUCUGGAGAUGGUCAAUGGCGUGACGGCAAGCACAUCCCUGGACCCGCCAAUACCCGCUUGGAACGUGAACUUUUCGGCCUUCCCAACGAUCCCACCAAGCAAAACACCGGAAUCAACUUCGCCAACUACGAUGACAUCCCCGUGGAGGCUUCCGGUCAUGACGUCCCCGAGCCUGUCAAUUCUUUCACCAACCCUCCCCUGGAUGACCACCUCAUUGCGAACAUCACGCUCGCCCACUACCAGACCCCCACCCCUGUGCAGAAGUACUCCAUUCCCAUUGUUAUGAACGGCCGCGACUUGAUGGCCUGUGCUCAGACCGGUUCCGGAAAAACGGGUGGUUUCCUCUUUCCCAUCCUCUCCCAGGCUUUCAAGAAUGGCCCCUCUGCUGCCCCGGCCCAGGCUCCGGGCCAACUCAGUUACGGCCGCCAGCGCAAGGCUUACCCGACCUCUCUCAUUCUGGCCCCCACUCGUGAGCUUGUGUCUCAGAUCUUUGACGAAGCCCGCAAGUUUGCGUAUCGCUCUUGGGUUCGCCCGUGCGUUGUUUACGGUGGUGCUGAUAUCGGCUCUCAGCUGCGUCAGAUUGAGCGUGGAUGCGAUCUGUUGGUGGCCACGCCCGGCCGUCUCGUGGAUCUUAUUGAGCGUGGUCGUAUCUCCCUUGUCAACAUCAAGUACUUGAUUCUCGACGAGGCCGACCGUAUGUUGGACAUGGGUUUUGAACCCCAGAUCCGUCGUAUCGUGGAAGGUGAAGAUAUGCCCCCUGUUAAUGAACGCCAAACUCUCAUGUUUUCGGCCACCUUCCCUCGGGAUAUUCAAAUGCUCGCCCGGGACUUCCUCAAGGACUACGUGUUCCUGUCCGUGGGUCGUGUGGGCUCCACCUCUGAGAACAUCACUCAGAAGGUUGAGUAUGUUGAAGACCACGACAAGCGCUCCGUUCUUCUGGACAUCCUCCACACCCAUGGUACUAGCGGUCUGACCCUAAUCUUCGUUGAGACCAAGCGCAUGGCCGAUUCCUUGUCGGAUUUCCUUCUCAACCAGCGUUUCCCAGCUACUGCCAUUCACGGUGACCGCACCCAGCGUGAACGUGAGCGCGCCCUGGAGAUGUUCCGCUCCGGUCGCUGCCCUAUCCUGGUGGCUACUGCAGUCGCUGCUCGUGGUCUUGAUAUCCCUAACGUCACCCAUGUGAUCAACUACGAUCUCCCCACUGACAUCGACGACUACGUCCACCGUAUUGGUCGUACCGGCCGUGCGGGUAAUACUGGUAUCGCCACUGCGUUCUUCAACCGUGGCAACAGGGGUGUCGUCCGUGACCUGAUUGACCUCCUGAAGGAAGCUCACCAGGAAGUCCCCUCGUUCCUCGAGAGCAUUGCUCGUGAAGGCAGCGGAUAUGGUGGUCGUGGAGGCCGUGGAGGCCGUGGCCGUGGUACCAAUGCCACCCGUGAUAUGCGCCGCGUAGGCGGCGGCAACAUGGGCGGCGGUCCUCCUUCCUUCGGCAGCGGCUAUGGUGGCGCUGGAAGCUACGGCGGCGGCGGCGGCAGCUACGGUGCCCCAUCGUACGGAGGCGGCGGCUACGGCUACGGCGGCGGCGGUGGUGGCAGCUAUGGAAAUCCAUCCGGCCCUACUGGACCUUCCUCUUGGUGGUAA